AUGGCUGCUGCGCUCGACAGUCGCCGGCCCGUUGUGCCCAUGCCGCAGUGGUCGAACAUAAUCGGUUGCGCCAGGGCUGUUGUUGCAAUCCUGGUCCUCGCCUUUACUGCCGCUGCCACUGGCAUUUGGGGCGGCGCGCCAGGAUUUGGCAUUGCUCUGUUCACCGCUUCUGUCACACUUCUGGUCUUCGCCUAUUAUUUCGUCGCCUUGUCCCGCAGCCCUGCUCUAUACAACCGUUGGACCGUUCUUGUCCUCGAGAGUGCGGGAACCUUCCUCUGGCUGGUGAGCCUAGCGCUGCUAUCAGGCUGGUCCGCCCAUCACCGUGGAGGGCCGCCGAGUGGCUAUGGUUUUUGGCAUGCUCCAUUUGGACCUUCGGAUGUCGGACUGCAGAGCCAUCCGCGACGCAGCAACAGAAGAGCCGGGAUUGCAUUUGCAGGAACAGCUGCUGGACUCAGUGGUCUUGAAUUCGCGCUCUUUGCCGUCACCUUGGUCACCUUCGGAAUGGGUCUCCGUCGUCAAAGAAAGGAGGAGCUGAGCCAAAGGGCAGCCCCCACGACCAGCACAUCGUCGUCAACCGCGGUUCACCAGAAAGAGCAAGAGGGAAUAGCAGAUGAACAGAAGCCGGAACCGGUGGUUGUUUGA
Molecule: messenger RNA, 642 nt
Organism: Cladophialophora carrionii CBS 160.54
Lineage: Eukaryota; Fungi; Ascomycota; Eurotiomycetes; Chaetothyriales; Herpotrichiellaceae
Exons: 3
Coding region: 1-642 (213 amino acids)
Source: RefSeq, a predicted model, not a curated record